Messenger RNA from Amoebophrya sp. A120, 4681 nucleotides. NCBI's taxonomy places the organism in Eukaryota, Dinophyceae, Syndiniales, Amoebophryaceae. The record is from the annotation of a GenBank genome assembly.
CGCGAUCACCGAGUAUGUCGAGGUAGCAGCCUUGUUGAAACACUAUGCGGUGAACCGUGUCUCGGUGGCGUACGCACCCGUAGUCGGCGGUUACGAUUUUGCUCACGGGCGAGGUCUGCGACACGACGCGGAGAUGUUUCACCGCAGUAUUGAGUCGUUCUAUUUCGGUUUCAGGAUCACAGUUCGCUCCGUCUCGGUGCGCAAUGCUGCGGAGGCGGGCCAGCGCGACCACCUAAGCUUGUUACAGCGGGAACAGUGGAAGGUCGAAGUUGUUGAGCAACAAGCGAAUGGUCGCGAGAAAGAAUCUCCUUCCGCGGGUUCUCGACGAGCAACAAGAACACCAGAGUUCUCAGUGCCAUUGGAUGAGCAGCGACGGGAGCGGGAGGCGCGGCGAAGCGCGUGGGAGUCUGCUGCCCGGUGGAUCGGGAAUUAUUUGCCCUUCACGUCGACGACCCAGGAGCUAUCUACAGAGUUUUUGCUGUUCCGCCCCGCAGCAAUUGAUAUCUUCGACGAGGACCGCAAGGUUCUUAAUGCUGCAGCAAGAGGUGUCGGUGUCGCUGAGUCUGGCCCUGGCCCGAGCCCGCAGCAGCAACUACACCAAGGAGGGCCUGAUGCCGUCUGGGCCAGGCUUUUCAGACAGAUGCAAGCGCUUUUACAAGAAGCCAGAAGAGCGACGGAACGAAUCGGGUGGUCCUCUGCCGAACAGGAUGAGGCGAUCAAGCCGGGUGCCACGAAUAUGGUGGCGACCGUUCUCGCGCUGAAACAGAAGUGUUUAUCGAAUUACCAGCUUUGGGAGGAUAUCUUCGGACUUGGAAAAGCGGUCUGGGUGCGAUUCCAGCAGCCGGAGCUGCGCUGGAGCGUAGAAAGCUAUAGGAUGAUGGAGUCAAUGGAAGCAGACAUUCGUUAUCUCCUGCCAAAACUGCGGGGCGGAGUAAGCGUGACGUUCCUCAGUCUGAAGGUGACCCUGCUGGCCUACCGCAGGUCGGAAAGGGCUCGGAUCCUGUCGGAUUUCGUGCAGCGGAGGGACCAGCUGAGACAGCACUUGUGGCAGUUGCCGGGUCCGAAUGGUCUGCUGAACGAGGUGUACGCUGAGAGCAAGGACAUAUUUCUUGCAGGAAAGAGCAAAAUAAAUGGGCGUCGCACCAAACACGACAUGAGCACCAGUUUGGAGAGCGCACUGUGGUUGCGCAUCGAGGUGCUAACCAAAGUCCCGGUUCAUCCAGAGGACCCUCCUGCACGGAAAAUAGACAAGCAAGUGUUGAUCAACGUUCAUCGGACGUGCGACGGUGUUGACGAGCUGCUCCUCCCGGCCGACUCCCGCCGUCACGGCAUGGUCGCUCGUUCCCGCGGUGAGCACCAGCAACGCGCCGCCAGAGAGCGGCAGCGGGAACAGGCGUUAGCGCGGGAGAAGCAAGCGCAGACGAGGCGGCGCAUGGACUUUGAAUGGGAGCUGCUCCGGUUACUCUUCGACUUCGACCUGGACUACACAUCGGACGUGGCGCUGCAUGCGCUAGGCUUCGACAUUCGGUGGGACCGGGAGAGGGCGGAGGAACAACACGAGGAGGAUAUGCAUUGCAAAUUAUCGACCUGGGUCUGGAUUUGUGCUGCAAGAUUUGAACAGCAACAAGAUCUGUGAUGCAUGAAUAGGAGUGCGGCGAGGAGUAGAGAGGUUUUUUGUCAUGCUGUAUGAUCUUAUGGUAGUUUGUCAUGCAGCUAAAUACGAACGAACUCGCGCUCGCCGAGAUCAAGUAGAAAUGCCGAGGACAAGAACUUCUCAUGCUUUUAUGCCGUACAAGCUGGCACAGCACUCUGCAACGCAGGUACGACGAGCAAGACAAAUUUCGAGACGUCCAGGGAUAAUAUUUGUGAAAUGCAUAGAGGAACUUCUACAACGGCAACAUCAAGAACCACUGCACAAAGAUCCUCACCCGGAGCACCAGGUAGAGCAACGUCGAGCCCAAGACCAAGAGGACCCCCAAAUGGGCGGAGGCGGCUCUGUUUUUAUUCCGAACAGACGGGGACAUCAACCGAAUUCCGAUCCUCUUGGUGGCGCAAGUCGUGGCGCACAUGGGGAAGAUGAACAAGAUGUUGACACUAGUCCUCUAGAGGGGGGGGGACGAGGAGCUCCUGGUGCACCACGACACAGGAAGAACGAAGAACAAAUGAAGGGCUUCUCCCAAGCGCUGGACACCGACAGGAUGACGCUUUUUAGGCUCCAGGAGGAGCUGGGUCUCAAGGGGCUGGAGUUCACCAGAGACAGUUUGCACCUCUGUUUUGGGUUGCUCGUGGACGUGCUUUUUAAAGUCUUUACGGGGGCGACAGCGAUGACAGAGCAGAUGAAUGGUCUCACAACUCGUAGCAGUGCUAGUAGUAGCUCUAGCACUACAAGAACUUCUUUUCAUCCUGGCAGCGCAGCGACCAUGACAUCAUCUCCGGCCCAAAAAUCCAGAGUGCCGACCUUCCUCCCUGCAGGCUGGGAAAUAAAAAGAGAUCCUGGUCGUGUAGGAGGUAAAGUCGAGCAAGCACUACAACUGCAAGAACAGCACGAUCAUGUUGAAGGACGAGAGCGGCAGCCGUCGAACAACAACAAGGACAACAAAGUACUAUCAAAGCACGAGCAAAUGGAACCGGAUGCCGACAUGAAUGAAGCUGACAAGAAGUUCCAGGAAGCGUGCCAGAUUGAUCAUCAUGUUGAUGUGAGGACCACGGGCCGCCCCGAGACUAGAAGCAAAACUUCUCCCACUAGAAGUGCUCAAAAAACUCAUCCGCCGCAUCAGUUUGACGACGAAGCUGUCGAGCGUGCCGCGAGGGAGUUGCGCAAUCUGUGUCUGGUUGGACGACCACGACCACCACAAGUAGAGAGUACUAGUAGUAGUCCGUUUUCAGCUCGGAGAAACGAGAUACGCCGACCUAAAAAACAGGAUCCAGCUAUGGAAGCGUCAGGUUCGAUAUCGACAAAGUUCAAAGAAUUGAUCAGUGCAAGUGCAUGCUAAUGUUGCAUAAAAAUCGUUGCCAGUUGUUGGACCCACAAUUUCUAGUCGGCGUCUGACAAAUUUUCCCUGUGCCAGAAGCAAAUCUGUCAUGCUGUUUAGGGCACAGGAGCGGGAGCCCCCUUCUGUCAUGCUUGUCAGCAGCCUAAUACUAUACUUGGCCCGUAGCAGGGCUAUGAUUUGCCUCCCUGGCGUCCUCUGCAAUAGAGUCACACCUUGCGACGUCGCAUUUUAUGCGUGGUUACAAAUUACUUACUUCAAAUUCAACCUUGUGAAUUUCGAGCCUGACACUCCCAUACCAGCAGUUGUUCCACCGUCGCAAGAAUACUGCUCGAUGUCGCCGGAGAUGAGCUUCAUUGAGGGAAAGCGGAUCUUGCAAAAAGCCGCGGAUUUAUGUAUGGACAUCAACCCCCUGUUGGGCAUCCUGGGGACAACCACGACCCGGCUUUUUAAGAAAAGUACCGCUGGAGUAGACAGCAAGCCGGGCCAUGCACCAGGCGGACCCGCGAGCAGUGACGGCACUGGCAAGAUGAAAGGAGCUCCUGCGGUACCAGUAGAGGCGCUGACAACACAGGAAAUGUUCGACAAGUUGAUAAGUUUGUUUGAGCAAAAGUUUGUUCCCGCUUGUAGUGCAAAGGUGCAAAGUAAAACCGGAGGAAGUAUGUUCGGUGGUGGUUCUCCUUCGACUAGUGCAGCUUGGCCUUCAUCGCUUCUAGGACAAGUGCGGUUUCUUCCCGAAUUGUAAAGCACGGGAACAACAAGAUAAGCACAGUUGUACGGCCUCUCCCUCGGACUGUUUUACUCUGCGCAGCGGCGGGACGCUCGUCAUCGGCGUCGACGGAACGUCCGCUUAUCAACUACGCGGUGGAUGCUGUCGUUCUUUCUUAGGGCGCUCGCAGAGUGGUGAGGACGGUGGGAGGUAUUGAUUUGAUGAUGUUGCAGGAGGUCCUAUUUAUUACAACAAGCAUUACUGUUCGAAAAUUAAUAGAAGGCCGCUAUGUACAAAGAUCAUUUUUAGCAAUAUUUGUUCGUGUAUGAUGUUUCUCAUAUUACCGCACAGAAUUAUCUUUUUACUCUUGAUAUUAUCAAAUCUAGAAGAUGAAGAAACAGAACGUAAAGGCAUCUGUAGUUCACCUAGCGGCCGCUAGGUGAGAUUCAAGAAGUGCGGAUUUAGUCCGCACUUUUGAUACGUGUUAUUUCUUUCGCGCAGCUGUAAGCAACAUUUGGAGCACCGCAGUUAAGGACCACCCGGCCGGUUGCUUCGUAACUCCGGUGGGGAGUUAUUAACGAAAAAAUUUGUGACCCCGCUCUACAAAAGCAAAACCUAAACCAAAAUAAGCCGGCCCAAAAAUAAUGCGAGGACAGGAGCGAGUCGUGAAGAUCAAGAUAAGAGUUCCGGCACUUCUACUAGUGCGGAAUUUCGCGCUCGACUCGUUAUCAGAGUCGAGUGGUUAUCGAUGCUUCUCCUCAAGAAAAAUGAUUUGGAUGAUUGCCGCGUUUUCUUUUUUAUCGCUGAUUUCCUUGGACGCAGAUUAUAUCACCCUCAAAAAACGCAACUAUUAGAUUUCCAGGCUUAGAGGGCGUGUUGCUCGCAAAUCAGAUACAACUGGAAAGAAAAUGGGUUUAACGAAUGAAAUCGCUACAGUUUCACAACGGGUGGAUGUUGUUGCUCUUCAAAACUUUGUGUCGCC